AUGUCUCGAGACUCGGGUCGAACCAACAAUCGAUCUCAUCAGGGAAGACGAUCGCCUGUUCGGCAAACGGGAAGAUCGCCAGUUCGACGACAAGGGAAAUCACCAAUUCGACGACAUGGAAGAUCACCCGCACGACGACAAGAAAUUUCUCCCAUUCGAAAAACAAGAAGAUCACCUGCCAAUCAACUUUCAAAUUAUGAAAUCGCCCAACAGAAAGUAAGAGAACUACAAGAAGAACUACAUCAGAAAAAUAUUGGUUUAGUAGAGGAAGCGAAGCUCCUUGAACAAAAUUAUGGAUUAACCGUCGAUUUGGCUCAAGGAAGCUAUUCUUCGUCGCGUGGUUCAGGUGGCGCUUCGGUAACACCACGAUCUAGGGAUCGAUAUGAGACCUCGUCACCAAUUCGCAUCGAUUCCACGGAGCCAUUUCGAGGCCCUGAAUAUAUCAAUGGAGAGUUUUCUCAAAUAAACUAUGCACCACACGAACCGUUCCCGCAGAACGUGGAUCCAUACAACGCUUAUGCUGGUCUACCGGAUUAUAAUUCCUACGAUCGUCAUCAACCACGAAUGUACCACGAAGAUGUGGAAGUUCGCGUCGAUGAAAUGCCCAUGUGGCCGAUGAACGAUUCUCCUCCACCUGGAAUGCAACAACAAUCUCCUGAGCGCCAACGCGCUUUUUCGCCAACACCGGCUUGGCGUCAUCAAGAGAACGUGGUCGUGGAUCCGAUGCCAGUGUUUCCAAUGCAUGGAGAAGACGAAGAGGAUCCUGCAAAACCACCUCAGGACAGUCGCGACGAGAAAGUUCGUAUUCAAAUGAUGAUGAUUGCUCGACAAGCUGAAUUGGCUGAAAAAGAACGUCAGAAGGCUCGGUUUGUAGCACCGGAAGAACCUCAGCGCACAAGAUUAAGAUCCGAUACGAGCGCAGCAGAUCGAGAAAGAGAGAAUCAGCGAAAAGCUCGUCAUGAAAUCGGUAAAAUUCGUGUUCAAGUUUUGGAUGAUAUGCGGAAAAAGGAGAAGGAGAAAGAUAUCAAGAAAAGAGAGAUGGAACGAAAAAAAAGACACGCGUUGCAGGAGAAAAAAGAAGAAGCUGAAGCUGCAAAAAGGAGAGAAGCUCGGAAAAAGCAUGAGGAUUAUUCGAAACAGGCAGAAUGUGACGAAUUCUUCCUGAAAUAUUUGAAUCCAGCGAUCGGAAAGAUUGAAUACGAAGUUACCAAGAUUGAAGGAAAAAGUCCCACCGAAUAUGUAGCAAAAUGUUAUGCAGUGAAUAUUCCUAAAGAGUUGCUUUAUGGAUCGAAAUUCGAUGAAAUAAAAGGAGAAUGCUACAAAGGAGCAUUCGUCAACUACGUGGACAAGCUUGUAUCGCUUGGAGUCAUCGAUGAGCACUCACGGAAGUCCAUGAAACGUGUUGAGAAGUUAUCAAGAUUCUUGGCCGAACUUGUUGAGCCAUUGUGUAAUGAUAUUGCCAUUUUUGGAACUCAAAUUAGCGUGUCCGAUGCUCGUGAUAUGAGAAAUGGGUUCGACACAUUCGCCAAAGAGAAAUGUGCCGAGUUUUGGAAUACUUCGAGCAACAAGAAUAAGCUGUCGGAUUUCAUGCGACGUCACGACAGGAAGCGGACUCGUUCUAGAUCUCGCGAAACGAGAUCUCGUGAUCAUAAAAAAUCGGAAAAUGGAAACAGUCGUCGUCGUGAGACCCAUCGUCUUCCAGCUGCUCCAUCGCCUACCAAUGAAGCGUCGCUUAAACAGCUAUUUGCCGCUACCGCAGGAAACGGUGUUCCCGUUGAAAAUGAUGCUUCAGUUGGAAAUCCGAUGAUGUCUUUCAAUCCAUGCACAGCUCCAACAACGCUUCCGUCACUGAUGUCAGUUCCGGUUCCACCACCACCACCACUACCACCACAACCUGCGAUGAUGAACAACUACAUGCAGCCGUCGCCGAAUUUCUACCCUCCACAGCAACAGUUCCCGUCACCAGUUAUGCAAGGAUUCGGUCAGUACUCGCAGCCAAUGAUUCAUCAGCAAAUGCCGCCGCCGCCUCAAGGAUUCCAGCAGCAGCAGCCGUAUCAGCAACAACCAAUGGGUUCGGGAUAUGAGUACAAUAAUUCCCGUCGGUAUCCCACUGAUUCUGAUUUAAUGGAUGAGAUUUUCACAUAAUAAUUAUUAUUGUAGAUGAUGUUCAAUUUGCUAAUAAUAUCUACUUAAUGUAUUAAUAUCCGUGUUUCGGGUAGCCUCCUCAUGAUAUAUCGCCCCCACCCCAAAUAUUCUGUUUCUGUGCACUACAACCGAAUUUCGAUCACCCCACUUUCAUCAUGACCGUUUUUUAAUAUCCAGAAAUGUUAAAUUUUUAUAAUUUCCCCUGUUUAAUCAUUUUCCGGCUCGAUUUUUAUUAGAAACUUGGAUCUUUAGUUUCUUAGAUUUUUGUAUUAAUAAAUCCAAGGUCACUGUGU
This is a messenger RNA of Caenorhabditis elegans, 2438 nucleotides long. It is a transcript of the gene F39G3.3, whose product is annotated as Histone H3-K79 methyltransferase. NCBI's taxonomy places the organism in Eukaryota, Metazoa, Nematoda, Chromadorea, Rhabditida, Rhabditidae. The record is from RefSeq and is marked reviewed. Bases 1 to 2145 code for a protein of 714 amino acids. The transcript is spliced from 6 exons.